CAGGGAAACGGUCAACUAGCAUUGGUUUUGGAAGUAGAUAAAGAUUGGGUUUGAGCUAUUCCUUUUUAUUUAAUUAAAUAAAUUUAUUGAUCACUGUCCAACUUCAUCUCCUUCUGGAAGAAAGGGAAUAUAUAGAUUUCUUGAUGUAAAAAAAGGAGGAGAAGAAAAGGAAGAUGCAUGCAUGAGUCGUUGCACAUGCAGUCUCCAUAGUGACCGGGGAAUGAGAAAACCCAGAGGAGAGGAAAACGCCGUACUGGUAUUGAUGAGAUGAGGAGGUGGCUUUGCCGCUAAGCUGCUGAGAAUCUCCAAGACAUCCCGGGAUUCAUGACAGACAAAAAGCGGGUGAGCUGGGGAUGGGAUGGUGGCUGGUGGAGCCAUUCCUUGCUCUGUUUUGAGGCAACGGAUUUCAUUUUUCCCAAGCUACUGAAAAUCUUAAACUGAAUCAGUGGUUUAUUUGUUUGUGUACAUAGUGGAGGCUGAGUGUGGAGAGCGAUAGAUGAUGAUUUGAGAUACUAGAUUCAAUUCAAGGGCCAGAAGAGGGCCAGCAUGAAAUAGAAAUGCAGGCACCUAUUUACUCAAUUCUGGGCUCUUGCCAGCCAACUUCAAGGGUCCAUCACAGGAGGAGGUCUGUCUUUCGGGAUCCGGUUGUGCAUUCAAACUCUAGGAUUUCCGGAAAUUUGAAUAUAUGGGCCCCAACAAAAGGCUCCUCUGCUGCUUGUCUCCUUGCCGAUGUUUAUAAAGAUUUUAUGACCUUGGAUGCCCCAGAAUUGGCAAAACCAGAAGCAGACCCAAAAACGGUUGCUUCUAUCAUAUUAGGGGGUGGAGCAGGAACACGGCUUUUUCCUCUCACUAAAUCAAGGGCCAAACCAGCUGUGCCAAUUGGGGGAUGCUAUAGACUUAUAGAUGUACCCAUGAGUAAUUGCAUCAACAGUGGAAUCAACAAAAUCUACAUCCUCACCCAAUUCAAUUCUCAAUCCCUCAACCGUCAUAUUGCUAGAACAUACAAUUUGGGAAGUGGUGUAAACUUCGGCGAUGGGUUUGUUGAGGUAUUAGCAGCUACUCAAACAUCUGGUGAAUCUGGAAAGAAGUGGUUUCAGGGAACAGCAGAUGCAGUGAGACAAUUCAUUUGGUUGUUUGAGGAUGCUAGGCAUAGACACAUUGAGAACAUUCUGAUAUUGUCUGGUGAUCAUCUAUAUCGAAUGGAUUACAUGGAGUUUGUACAGAAGCACAUCGAUUCAGAUGCUGAUAUAUCUGUCUCCUGUCUUCCCAUGGAUGAAAGCCGUGCUUCUGAUUUUGGGUUGAUUAAGAUUGAUGAAAUGGGACAGAUACGGCAGUUUCUUGAGAAACCCAAGGGUGAAACUUUGAAAUCUAUGCGAGUGGAUACAACUGCUCUAGGAUUAUCACCUGUAGAAGCAAAGAAAUUCCCAUACAUUGCAUCAAUGGGUAUAUAUUUGUUCAAAACAGAUGUCCUACUAAAACUUCUCAGGUGGAGUUAUCCAACAGCCAAUGAUUUUGGGUCAGAGGUCAUCCCAAUGGCUGCUGAAGAAUGUAAUGUCCAGGCAUAUCUAUUCAAUGGCUACUGGGAGGAUAUUGGGACCAUAAAAUCCUUUUUCGAUGCAAACUUAGCACUCACAGAUCAGCCUCCCAAGUUUCACUUCUACGACCCACUCAAGCCAAUCUUCACAUCCCCUCGGUUUCUACCACCAACUAAAAUAGAGAAAUGUCGGGUCAUGGAUUCUAUAAUUUCACAUGGGUGCUUUUUGAGGGAGUGCAGUGUUGAACAUUCAAUUGUGGGGAUUCGUUCAAGACUGGAUUAUGGCGUAGAGAUGAAGGAUACCAUGAUGAUGGGUGCUGACUAUUACCAAACUGAGGAAGAGAUAGCAGCCUUCCUGGCAGAGGGAAAGGUUCCAAUAGGGGUUGGGAAAGGCACGAAAAUUAUGAACUGUAUAAUUGACAAGAAUGCAAGGAUUGGAAAGAACGUCGUCAUCACAAACAAGGAUAAGGUAGAAGAGGCGGAUAGACCAUCGGAGGGCUUUUAUAUUCGAUCAGGAAUUACUGUUGUGCUGAAGAAUUCUGUAAUCAUGGACGAGACAAUCAUUUAGGAACAAUGUUUUUCCAAUGAAGCGAUGACAGAAAGGAGCAUCAGAGGGGCAUACAUGCAAAUGUUCAUCCAUGCAAUAAGGUGGAAUAAGAUAAAUUAUACUUUCCUAGUCUUCAUAGGUUUGGAAAGACUUUUUCUUACAUGUUGCUGAGUCUUUUCUGCAAUGUAAGUUGAUCAAAUAAGGCCUAGAUAUCUUGAGAAAAAAAAAAUUAGAAAAUGGUUUCCUAAGUCCCCUACCAAAUCUUUUGUAUCCUCCUUUGUGUGUGCAUAGAUAUACACUAUUCUGAAAGGUGUUAAACAAAUUUUUGCCCACAUAUUCAAUGAGAUGAAGCACAUUACAAUUGUAUUGAAAUAUGAAAUUGAUUCAUAGAAUUGAAUGAUACAACCUAGGAAUAUUUCCAUC
Messenger RNA from Vitis vinifera (wine grape), 2504 nucleotides. RefSeq names its product glucose-1-phosphate adenylyltransferase large subunit 1. The record is from RefSeq and is a predicted model, not a curated record. Bases 558 to 2102 code for a protein of 514 amino acids. NCBI's taxonomy places the organism in Eukaryota, Viridiplantae, Streptophyta, Magnoliopsida, Vitales, Vitaceae. Gene Ontology annotation, biological process: glycogen biosynthetic process. Gene Ontology annotation, molecular function: glucose-1-phosphate adenylyltransferase activity. The transcript has 15 exons.